GCCAAGGUCUCCGUUCCGCACCGCCUUUGGUGGGAGAGGCUCUCGGUCGGAUCGUAACCGACGGGCGGUCGCGUUCUUGGGUGGGUCGGGAUGACGCCGUCGGCGAUCGUGGUCGGCAUGCCGAGGUGCGCGCCGCCGGCGGUGGCGUUCGUCGCGGGUGUGGGGGAGAUGAGGGGGAGGGGACGGAGGUUCUGUAGGCCUGUGGCGGCGGCGGGCUGCGGGGGCGGGGAUGACGAGCAGCGGCACGUGCCACCGCCGCCCCCGUCGAUGGCCGCGAUGCCGGCGUCGCUGCGGGCGAUCCAGGCGAAGAGGAAGCUGGAGGCUGUGCGGCGCGGGGUGGUGCCGCGGGCGGCCGGAAUGGCGGCGCUGGUCGCGGCGGUGGAGGCCGUGCAGGGCGCGGCGGCCGGGGGCGCCGCCGAGGCCGCGCGCGGCGCCGGGGAUGCCAUGGCGUGGGUCAUCCGCAAGGUGCACCUCGAGUCGCCGGACCUCGCUGUCGGCCUGCUCUGCCUCGUCGCGUCCUGCAUCGGCACGGUCGUCGAGGUGGCCAAGGAGGUCGAGGCGUCUGCAGCGGCGUCCGCGGCGGCCAGCAAGGCUGCACCCGACGACGGCGGCGACGCGGACCAGAUCGAGGUCGACGCCGACGCCGAAAUGCCGGAGCUGGUGGAGCUGGACAUGGAGACGGAGCUCUGGUCCAGGGUCGGCAUCAUGCACAGCGACGAGGACACGCCGGAGUUCGUCGACGAAGACGGCCUGCAGGAGAUCAUUGACAUCGCGCGCGUCCACCGGCGGAAGGCGGCGUACGAGAGGAUCAUCGCCACCGCCGCCGACGUGAACUCGCUCCUCCUCUCCAACUACGCGCAGCUCCUGUACCAGUUCGACAAGGACCUCGACAGGGCGGAGGACUACUUCAAGCAGGCCGUGGCCGCCGAGCCGGUGGACGGCGAGGCGAUGAGGAGGUAUGCACUGUUCAUGUGGCACGCCCGCGGCGACCUCGUCGGCGCGGAGGACAUGUUCACCAGAGCCAUCGACGAGGAGCCGCAGAGCAGCCAGCACCGCAGCAGCUACGCCUGGUUCCUCUGGAUGACCGGCGGCGUCGAGACCUGCCUCAUCGACUCCGGCAACGACACCGAGUGAAAAGAAACCAGCAACGCCGUGUCCGAUCCCCAGCCAAGAAAGAAAGAAGAAGACAACACCACCUUCACCACCGGCAGGUGCCCGGCGACGGGCCGGCCAUGUAGACGACGGUGCAGCUAGCACUAGGCAUCGCCAUGGCCUACCUUCCAUGGCCUAUAUAUAGUAGUCGAAUAGCAUCAUCGACCCGCCCUUGUAGGGGCCAUCAUACUAGAUGAAGAAGAACUCAAUGUGCAUGCAUGGCCAUGGCAGAAGCUCGAAGAGAGCCAGGAGCCAACCCAGGAGGCAAUAAGAGUUGGCAGGAAGGCAAGCAGGCAAGAAAGCAAGCACAAAUAUUUGGUAAUGUAGAGUGUUGCUAUAGUGAAUGGAAUAAAUCAUGCAUAAACCAUCAGUGAUGUCAUUACUGAACUGUGAGCAAUCUCAUGUAUGGAAGAUGCAUAAUGUUAUUCCCCUUUGCACAAA
Oryza brachyantha (malo sina) is the source of this 1593-nucleotide messenger RNA. RefSeq lists its product as uncharacterized. The transcript is spliced from 2 exons. Bases 91 to 1134 code for a protein of 347 amino acids. The record is from RefSeq and is a predicted model, not a curated record. Lineage: Eukaryota; Viridiplantae; Streptophyta; Magnoliopsida; Poales; Poaceae. Gene Ontology annotation, molecular function: protein binding.